This is a messenger RNA of Solea solea (common sole), 3622 nucleotides long. RefSeq names its product inhibin subunit beta B (gene inhbb). The record is from RefSeq and is a predicted model, not a curated record. Gene Ontology annotation, molecular function: growth factor activity; cytokine activity. NCBI's taxonomy places the organism in Eukaryota, Metazoa, Chordata, Actinopteri, Pleuronectiformes, Soleidae. Gene Ontology annotation, biological process: BMP signaling pathway; SMAD protein signal transduction. The coding region runs from base 686 to 1975 and encodes 429 amino acids. The transcript has 2 exons. Gene Ontology annotation, cellular component: extracellular region.
AAGUUUGGAUGAUCAGCGAGCCCCUGUAGUCGUGAUUGCGCCGAAUAAGCGGGGGUCCGUGUCAACGUCAUUGUCCGUGGGCAGCAUCCUACAAGAGGACGCACGGAGCUGGUCAUUCACAGAGGCGCGCCCGCGCACGAAACACAGAGUGAACACGCUGAGAGACAGAGAGAGAGAGAGAGAGAGCACACGCCGCAGUGGGAACCACUGGGAACCACUGACGUCCUCCGUGGAUUGCAGCGGCACGAGUGGACAUUUUUACGUGUUGCUUCGUGAAUGAGUGGAAACAGGACUUUUUUAUUAUUAUUUUUUUAUUAUUUGGAGUGACAAAAGUCCACAGAUCUUGCCGUAACCUGACUACCUGUCCCGCUUUGUUUUGGUGAAGAUCACGCGUGUGAAGCAAACGUGGCAUGACAGGAGGAGUCGCGCGUCAACGACCCAAACAGCCACACACACAUGAUGGGCUUUUUGUUUUACGCAGAGCAAAGACGCACCGUUGGAUGCGUGAAGCGCGCGAUGGUGACAGGAGUUUAAUCUUGAAUGACCGGGAAUAACAAUUCAAAAUAAAAGCUUCCAUGUGGAUAUUGCGAGGCGUGGAUGUGGAGGUGCUCCUCUCGAACUUUCAGAGGUUUUUAAAAUAAAAAAGUAGCUUUAACGUCAGUGAGUGUGUGGUUUUUUUUGUCCUAUGCUUUUCCUGAAAAGCACCCAGACUGUAAUUUGUGACUGUAUGAGAAUAAAAAUGAGCUUCUAUAGUUUGGCGCUGUCCUGCUUGGUGGCGUGUUUCGUCUCCGUGCGCUGCGGCGGCUCCGUUACCGCAGCGGAGACGGCAAGCUCCGCUGCCCAGGAGUCGUGCGCGUCCUGCGGCCUCAGGGCGGGCGAUCAGUCGGAGAGGGUGAAUAUAGACUUCCUGGAGGCGGUGAAGAGGCACAUACUGAACCGGCUGCAGAUGAGGGACAGGCCAAACAUCACGCACCCGAUACCGAAGGCUGCGAUGGUGACCGCGCUGCGGAGGCUGCAUGCCGGGAAAGUGCGCGAAGAUGGCCGGGUGGAGAUCCCCAACUUUGAAGGACAGGCUGCCUUCAACAACGAGGUCCAGGCGGAGACCUCGGAGAUUAUCAGCUUUGCCGAAUCAGAUGGACAUGCAUCAGCCAAGUCAGGUCUGUUCUUCCUCAUUUCCAACGAGGGCAACCAGAACCUGUUCGUGUCCCAGGCCAACCUCUGGCUCUAUUUCCGUGUGCUGCCGGCCGGUCCUGAGAAGGGCCUACGGAGGAAAGUAACUGUCAAGGUCCUCUACCAGGAAGCUGGGGCUUCAAGCAGCACAGAGGGAAGCCCAGGAGGCGGCGGCGGCGGUGGCGGUGGUGGUGGGGAGGCAACAGGCCGCUGGACCCUGGUGGAGAAGCGGUUGGAUCUGAAGCGCAACGGCUGGCACACUUUCCCCCUCUCAGAAGCGGUGCGGGCCGUAUUUGGGAGAGGCAGCCGGAGGCAGGACCUCGAGAUCCACUGCGACGGCUGCGACACGGCCGGCGUGGCUCCGGUGCUGGUGGACCCAGGUGACCCGUCUCACCGGCCCUUCCUGGUGGUGCGUGCGCGGCAGGUGGACGGAAAGCACCGCAUUCGCAAGCGGGGGCUAGAGUGUGACGGCACCAGUGGCGGGUUGUGCUGUCGGCAGCAGUUUUACAUAGACUUCCGUCUCAUCGGUUGGAAUGACUGGAUCAUUGCACCAGCUGGUUAUUAUGGCAACUACUGCGAAGGCAGCUGCCCGGCCUACAUGGCUGGAGUGCCAGGCUCGGAUUCUUCCUUCCACACAGCGGUAGUGAACCAGUACCGUAUGAGAGGGAUGAGCCCGGGCUCAGUCAACUCCUGCUGCAUCCCCACCAAGCUCAGUACUAUGUCCAUGCUCUACUUCGACGAUGAGUACAACAUCGUCAAGAGGGACGUGCCCAACAUGAUCGUGGAGGAGUGCGGUUGCGCUUGACCCCCGCGUUGGCCCUUCACUAUCUGAACUUGGUCUUUUGUACAAACAGGACGUUAUUGUACGGUACACAUAUACAUUAUAUCUAUACCUACUGUAUGUGCAAGCAACACACGCAUAAACAAACACUGGUGCAAUCCAGCAAACGCAAGUAUCGGUGUUGUGUUUGUCUGAGUGUGUGUAUUUAUCAGACUUGCUUCAGCAGUGGGAUGAGAAGGGAACAUUAUCACCAAAAUGAUAUUUUUUUUUUUUUUGCUCUAGUUUGCCAUUUCUAGUCAAAAAAAAGUUAAAAUAAUAAUAAUAAUAAUGAUAAUAAUAAUAAUGGCUCGUCAACUCCUCUUGAAUGAAGAUAAAAAAUAAAUAAAAGCGCUUAAGGAAAGUGACAGGAUCAGCCAGGAACACGAUUGGCUCCACCCCCCCUCACAUAGUCCCAGCCCUGCUCCUCCAAACCCCCUUAAAUAAUUAAAGCACAUAACAGACUUUUUUUUUCUUCUUGUAAAGCACUGACAAUUCAUUAGCUUAUGAAAUUCAGAACACCAGCACUUCACUACUAUGCCGACAGACACAGUCUGACUGUCCUCUCUGGUGGACUCAGACGGCGGCAGCGCUUAAUGCCUUGCAGGAUUAAACGCGGUGCUGCUGCUGCUGCUGCUGCUGCUGCUGCUGCUGCUGUCACUCUUGCUGUUGACUGACAGCCCCUCAACCUCAACCUCCUGCCUGUCAAGAGUGCUGCAGGCCCUGCUACUAUGACAACCAGGUGAAGAUAGAUCUCAUAAGUGCACUUCACUUGUCCAGUGGGAGCGACAGAGACACACACACACAGAGAACUUCUUCUUCUUCUUCCUGGGCCCAGAAGAGGUAGAGGGGGCCCGACGAACACAAAGACUCCAUUUUGGGGCCAGUGUGUCGCCACGGUGCAGUGUAGCACUUGCAGAAACUGAAAUGCACACCCUGAAUAGCACUUGUAUAAAGAAAUGCCUUCCAAGGGGUACUGAGUGUCCUGUCCUAUCGCUAAAUAAGUGCCACAUGAGCUAUGCAAUGUAUAGUAACCUAUACCCAUACUCAACAUUCUCUAUUAGACUGAAUCCUCUUUCCAUCUCUCUCUCCUCCUCCUCCUCCUCCUCCUCCUCUCUUCUUCCUCAACUCUUUAUCAAUACUUGAAAUGUAAUCUUUCGCUUCCUUUCCAAAGCGAAUGAUUGUUGUGAUGUUUGCACUGAAAAGUUGCAGGAUUAGUGAAACAAAAACUGCCAUUGAAAUGUUAUUUUUAUAGAAGUAAAUUGAAUAUUUGUUCAAAUGUAUUUUAAUUAAAUGGAACCAAAGAGGCCAAGAUUUUAGGUAUUGUAUGCGAAGAUGGCAAGGCCAUUGACUUAAGGUGUACAAUACUUUUUUCUUUUUUUUUUUGAUUAUUUGCAAAAACACGGCCUACCACUGUAUCAGGGUACAAUAUAUGAUUUUCAUUCUUAGCUCUAUUUUCAUUCUCUGUUUUUUUUGUACAAUAAGCAACACUUCAUUUUCAUCUUUAAUUCUAUUUUGUUUCAGUUUUCUAUUUAAUAAAAGUUAUUUUUAGUUUCUGUAUAAGAAUCAUUUAGUCAAAUAAAUUUCCUCUGUACAGUUUAUGUAAAAUAAAAUGUUUUCUUAAAUAUAAGAUAA